Messenger RNA from Pristis pectinata (smalltooth sawfish), 2363 nucleotides. Its product is annotated as zinc finger protein 385D-like. Gene Ontology annotation, cellular component: nucleus. Gene Ontology annotation, molecular function: nucleic acid binding; zinc ion binding. The record is from RefSeq and is a predicted model, not a curated record. Lineage: Eukaryota; Metazoa; Chordata; Chondrichthyes; Rhinopristiformes; Pristidae.
AUGCAAUUUCAGACUGGUUGAAUUGCUGUCCAGUGAGUGUUGGGUUCCGUUAUCCUAGCAGACCUUUUCACGUAGUUCCCUCAUGUACUUGUCUGUAGCUCAGCUGCGGACACUGUUAGUCUCGUAUUGUUUUAGUUUGGUUUUAUACAAUCAAACUGCCGUCUGUGAGGAAACCAUUCACCCACAGGGUGCAGGAACCAUAGUUAGUGUUUUAUUUAGAUCUGAUACUUCACAGUGUGAUUCAAACUGCCUGUGUGAAGAAAAUAGACAAAGCUCAAGAGACUGCUCUAUUCAUCUCUGUAAUAGUUUUUGUGCCACAGGAGGCUUAAGAGGAUCUGUACUGUUUGGACCACCUUUCAUUAGCAUUGAACGCAAUGCUGCUGGUUGGUGGUGAUGAUUUGAAGAUCCCAAGACCUGCCCUUUGGAUGGCUUGUACACUAUCUGCCCUUACACCUGCUGCAGAUCUGGGGACGUACAGUGAAGGCAGCACAUGCCAAAGCAGUCCGCUUCCUGCCUUAAUGCGGCCGCCAGUUCCAGCCAUGCAGCCGUCCUUGGAUGUUAAACCAUUUCUUCCAUUCCCGCUGGACACCGCCGCUGCCGUCAGCCUUUUCCCCAAUUUUAAUGCGAUGGACCCAGUUCAGAAAGCAGUGAUAAAUCACACGUUUGGGGUUCCUCUUCCUCCAAGAAGAAAACAAGUAAUUUCAUGCAACAUCUGCCAACUAAGAUUUAAUUCUGAUAGCCAAGCCGGGGCACACUACAAAGGCACUAAACAUGCCAAGAAGCUCAAAGCACUGGAAGCCAUGAAAAAUAAGCAGAAAACUGUUACUACCAAGGACAGCGUAAAGACCACCUUCACUUCCAUCACAACCACCACCAUCACUGCCAGCUCUGACAAAGCAGACAGCAGUCAAGAGACAGCAACAAUAUCGAAAGUGACAACACUGGCAGCAGCAAGUGAUAGCACAACAACAGAAUCCAUUUCCGGCACAGAGAAAUCCUUUACGUCCAGUAGCUGCAGCACCACUCUUCCCAAGGAGACCGAAGAAGAAAAAGCAAAACGGCUGCUUUACUGCUCUCUCUGCAAAGUGGCUGUCAACUCUGCCUCACAACUGGAAGCACACAACAGUGGAUCUAAGCACAAAACUAUGCUGGAAGCUCGAAAUGGAGGGGGUCCGAUUAAAGCAUUUCCUCGACCAGGCCGUCAAAAGGCAAAACGUUCCACCAACAAAGGAGUUACAACCGGCCUGCAGAAUAAAAUUCACUGUGAAAUCUGUGACGUGCACGUCAAUUCAGAAACACAACUCAAACAGCACAUAAGCAGCAGAAGACACAAGGACAGAGCUGCAGGAAAACCUCCUAAACCCAAAUACAGUCCGUACAACAAGCUCCAAAGGGGUACCAAUGCACUUGCAUUGAAACUGGCCUUUCAGAAGGAACUGACUAAGCCCUCUGGCUGCUCGGGCUUUUACCAAACCCUUUCGCUGCCUGCGGCAGCCGCCGCUGCCGCAGUGAACUCACCAUUUACUUUGCGCUCCGGACCAGCAGCCACUCUAUUCCAGACCGCAGCCCUGCCUCCGGCCCUCCUGCGGCCUGCUCCCGGACCUAUACGGGCAGCGGCACACUCCGUUCUAUUUGCUCCCUACUAACUUGCCUCAGUACAGGAUGUGAACAUUAUAAAAGUAAUAAUAAAGUACUGCAAUAAUUCAAACAGGAACUAUGCAGUGAUAAUCAUGGAAUUAAUCAACAUGGAAAGAGACUGGACUCUACUCCCGCAGUAACAUACACAGACUUUGAAUGGCUGCAUCUUGGUUCAGCAAAGAAAUAAAGCAAUCCUUCCAGGGGAAAAUCUAUUAUACAGAUAAUAUGGAGUAGUUUUUUGUGUUGUAGAAAUGUAUAGGGUCUGCAAACUACCCAUAACAAUCAUCAGCCUUUUUACACAGUAUUUUUGUGUAAUGUUCCAUGUCGUGUGAAUAGUCUGUAAAUGUGUGUAAGGGCAUUAAUCUAAGGUCUUAUAUGUACAUUUAAUUCUCUCUGUGGGACAAAACAAAACAAUGGGUCACUGUGACAAAAGUCUUCAUUAUCUGUCAGCACAGUUCAGCAGCUUGCUGCCUGGUAUUUACCCAGUUAUAAACUUGUAAAUGGUGUCUUGUGAAUCUGUUGCUUUGUGCUGUAAAUUUCUGAUGUAAUAAUUGUCUAAUAUGAUUUUCAAAUAUUAGAAGGAAUGAAAUGGCAGAUGAGAUAAGUUUAAUUUUUAUAUGGCCUAAAGAAUUCAGGAAGGUCUGUGGCUGUUUAAUGGAGUUCAUAGUGUAUUAUUUUGGAGCAAAGCCAGGUAUUAAGCUGUAAGGACACCAUUGCCCAGAAAU